AUGGACCCAGACGCCGGCAUUCCCGUCGAGCCCGCGCCUUCCGUCUUCAACUACGUGCUCUCCUUCCUACUCGUCGGCGUCGCAUGGGGCUUCACAACCCCCUUUAUCCGCCGCGCAGCAGCGGACUUCAACGCCCGACAAGAGAAGCAAGCAAACGGAUCGAAACCCUCACGGCGUUCCAGAGGACGGUCACAAGAUGUACCACAAACCGGCUUCACAGACGCGGGCGAGGAACAGGAAUUGCUCUCUCGGGAGGAAGAAGACCGUGACUCGGGUGACGAGGAUGGUGUGCGGAGGCGGAGUACGAGUCGCAGUGAUCUGAACCGGAAAACAAAGUCUGCGGGCGCAGACACGGGUCUGGAUAGUGGGGUUGCUGGACAGAGUGCGAGUCGCGAUACGAUGGAAGAUAGGGAAGGCGCACAUGAGGACCAAGACGAUCUACCCACGCCGGCGUGGAGACGUGGAGCUCCUGUGAAGCAGUCAUGGCUGCGGGCGAAGAUUGUUUCUGUUUUCUGGACGGUUGUGAAUCUGCUUCGCACGCCUGCUUAUUCGAUUCCCUUGGUUAUUAAUCUCACGGGCAGUAUUUGGUUCUUUUUGCUUGUUGGGAAACAUGAACUCUCUUUGACAGUGCCGCUUGCAAACUCGAGUGCGUUCUUGUUUACUGUUCUUGGGGAAUGGUAUGUUGACCGCAAGGUGAUCGCGAAGGAGACAUGGUUGGGGAUGGGGCUCGUACUUGGAGGGAUUGCAUUAUGUGUGCAUUCUAAGAACCAGGCUUCUUGA
Molecule: messenger RNA, 780 nt
Organism: Penicillium egyptiacum
Lineage: Eukaryota; Fungi; Ascomycota; Eurotiomycetes; Eurotiales; Aspergillaceae
Source: the annotation of a GenBank genome assembly